Messenger RNA from Lentinula edodes (shiitake mushroom), 1474 nucleotides. RefSeq names its product arsenical pump-driving ATPase. NCBI's taxonomy places the organism in Eukaryota, Fungi, Basidiomycota, Agaricomycetes, Agaricales, Omphalotaceae. Gene Ontology annotation, molecular function: ATP binding; ATP hydrolysis activity. The record is from RefSeq and is a predicted model, not a curated record. The coding region runs from base 174 to 1172 and encodes 332 amino acids. Gene Ontology annotation, biological process: post-translational protein targeting to endoplasmic reticulum membrane. Gene Ontology annotation, cellular component: GET complex. The transcript has 8 exons.
GAGCGUUUAACCAUUUUUCGUUAAGUACUUCCCAUUGCACUUCUGACCUCGCAAGGCCUCAUUUCUGAACAUACGAUAAACCGGAGACACCACUCUAUUGUCUAAAUUCAUUAACCUGGAUAAUCAGACCCCUACAAUCAUUAUUUUUAUCGGGAAUUCUUUCAUUGGCUUCGAUGGAGGUUGUUGCUACACCAGAAUUCGAAACGCUUGAACCGACCCUACAGAACGUUCUCGACCAGACAUCGUUGAAAUGGAUUUUCUGUGGAGGAAAAGGAGGUGUGGGAAAAACAACGUCGAGUUGUUCGUUGGCGAUACAGUUGGCGAAAGUUAGGGAGAGUGUGUUAUUAAUUUCCACAGACCCGGCCCAUAACCUUUCUGAUGCCUUUGGCCAAAAGUUUUCGAAGGAUGCCACACUUGUAAAUGGGUUCAAGAAUUUGUAUGCGAUGGAGAUUGAUCCGACGAGUGCAAUUCAGGAAAUGGUUGAUCAGUCGGACUCGAAUGGAAUGAUGGGUUCAAUGAUGCAGGAUCUUGCCUUCGCUAUCCCAGGUGUCGAUGAAGCAAUGAGUUUUGCGGAAAUUAUGAAACACGUCAAAUCCCUAACUUACUCCGUCAUCGUCUUUGACACGGCUCCUACCGGGCACACGCUCCGCUUCCUCUCUUUCCCUACCGUGUUGGAGAAGGCGUUAGGCAAGCUGAGUACCUUGGGUUCAAGGUUCGGGCCGAUGAUUAAUCAGAUGUCUUCAAUGAUGGGCGGAGAAGCAGCUUCCCAAGAAGACAUGUUUGCCAAACUUGAGUCCAUGAGAGAAGUGAUCACCGAAGUGAAUUCUCAGUUCAAGGACCCCGAAAAAACGACCUUUAUCUGCAUUUGCAUCUCUGAAUUCCUCUCCUUGUACGAAACCGAGCGUCUCAUCCAAGAACUCACAUCAUAUGAGAUCGAUACUCAUAAUAUUGUCGUUAACCAGCUGCUAUUCCCGAAGAAAGACUCCAAUUGCACACAUUGUGGUGUCCGGCGGAAGAUGCAACAGAAGUAUCUAGCUGAAGCACAUGAACUAUACGCCGAAUUCUUCCACAUCGUUCAACUGCCAUUGCUGACAGAGGAAGUCAGAGGUCCAGCGAAGCUUGAAGAGUUUUCGAAGAUGUUAGUUGAGGGUUACGUGCCUCCGAGCGAUUGAUUACACGAUCGAGGUUACUUAGAAGAAGUAGAAAUAUGUACACGGGAUAUACGACGCAAAGAAGGUAGAAUGCAACACUUACUACUUCAGCUCUUGUUUUCAUGUCUUCCACCUCCUUCCUUCGCAUGCUCGUCUCAUGACCCUUGAAGCAUAGGAGAUAGAUUAAAUUGUCCGGGUCGCUGAACGGUAUUAGACUAGAUGACGCGGAUUUGUGCAAUAGCGAGACUCCUGUGACUUUGUUUUCCAUAGCGGCUGAGCUCCCCAAAUAUAAUAAUGAGUUGUAGGCGCUCGUUUUCUCGCCC